Scheffersomyces stipitis CBS 6054 is the source of this 1023-nucleotide messenger RNA. RefSeq names its product Sec20p (gene SEC20). NCBI's taxonomy places the organism in Eukaryota, Fungi, Ascomycota, Pichiomycetes, Serinales, Debaryomycetaceae. The transcript is spliced from 2 exons. Gene Ontology annotation, biological process: retrograde vesicle-mediated transport, Golgi to endoplasmic reticulum. Gene Ontology annotation, cellular component: SNARE complex; endoplasmic reticulum. Bases 1 to 1023 code for a protein of 340 amino acids. The record is from RefSeq and is a predicted model, not a curated record. Gene Ontology annotation, molecular function: SNAP receptor activity.
AUGAUUUCACAUAUCGACAUCUUUCUCAAACGGCUCGACCUGCUCCUGCAUGAUAUCCACGACAACCUAUCCCAAUUGGUCCAGAUCAACCAGAACGAGUCAAUUGAUGAUGCGAAAUACGAGCUGUCCAAAGUGAUACGAGACAUCAACAAACAACUUCUCAGCUACAAAGAAUACCUCCAGAUCUUGCAUAACCGGCUCGGCCACUCCAAGUCCGACACGGCAGUAUACGACCAGUACCAUUCCAACCACAAGCUCAAUAACGAAAUCAUCCAUAAACAACGAAUUGAACGUUAUUCGCUCGACGAAAAAGAUACCUUUCCAGACCUGAACUCUCAGGAAUCUGCGCGUGAGCAGUUGUUUGCCCAUCGAUCAAAAAAAAUCCAGGAAGCCAAAGAGACGUCAGUGAAUGAACAGAUUCUCAAGCUGAACAAGCUGAUUACAACGUCGCUUCAAACUUCACGACAAUUGCUUUCAACCUCAGUAUUACAGUCGGAGUUAAACAUCGACCUGCUUGACCAGCAGACUAAAGAUUUGCGCCGAUUAAAUGAGGACUUUUUGAAGUUCAAUGACUUGUUGGCUAGAUCUAGACAGAUAGUCAAGUUUAUUGAGAAGCAAGAUAAAUCCGACAGAAGACGGAUAUACUUGAGCAUCGGCUUCUUUUUGCUCUGUUGUUCAUGGGUGGUGUACAAACGAAUCUUGAGAACGCCAUUAAGAUUGUUGUUAUGGUCGUUCUUUAAGAUUUUCCGUAUUUUCAACUGGCUCUUUGUUUCUCUGGACAGCCUAGAGAAAAUGGGAACUGAAGAGAUUCUCACAGCUAUAAUGGCAUCUUCUAUCUCUACUGAGUCUAUUGAAUCUAUAGGGACUGUGAUUGAGAGCUCCGUCACUUUAGAAACCUCAGAGACGAUAAGCGAUACAAUUUUACUGAUGGUCUCUGAAGUCUCUGACGUUGUUUCUUCAGUUGUUAGUUUUAUAGAAUCACCUGUUCUUACAACUACAGAGAGACUCAUGGACGAGCUCUAG